CUGCGGCGCGUCGGCCGGAUUCCUUCUUAAAUGACUGCGGAUAUGCGGGCGGUCGGAGCAGCAAACGGCGAGGACAGGCUCACGCCAGGCUUGCGAAUGGCACCGGCGCAGCAGUUACGCUCUGUCGCUCGACCCUCCGGAAUCGCCUCCCGUGUCCCUAGUGAGACACCAGGGCGCUGCCGGAGCCCAGCCUCUCGGUAGCUGGGAAGCACCUCCUGCCUGGGGCAGCGCGGGUGCAGGGUACACGUUCGCGCCCAUGCGCGCGCGCGAGCGCGCACACGAACACGCGCAAGAGGCUGCCCAAGCCCCGGCUUCCAUUUCAGCAAGGGGGACCUAAGCCUCUGCUGCGGUGUCGAAGAGAUGUAAGAAUUAGGGACCAAGGAAGCAUCCCCGAGGCGCAACGCUGCAUUUCAGAGCCCUGAGGUGCGCAUCGAUAGCCGCGAAGGUUAGCGGUUCUGCGACCCAAAGAGUCCGGGGAGACCCAGCGAGCGGGUGCCCGACUUGUAGGACCAUGCAGCCGCCCUGUGGCUCGGAGCAGCGGCCCGCGGCGUUCCAGCCACUGUGAACGGUUUGACCCGCGCCAACCUGCUCAAGCCCAGCACAGCCAGGCUCAGCCUCCGGGACGCUCCACUCCGCGGGAGGCCACCAGCAGCAAGCGAGAGGGCGCCGCGAAGGCCUCCCCCCCUCUGGCGGGGGACGCCUGGCUCAGCAUAGGGACACGCACUCCGACUGACCGGCACUGGCAGCAAGGGAUGUCGCCCUGGCCGAGGUGGCAUGGACCCGCUAUGGCGCGGCUCUGGGGCUUAUGUUUGCUGGUGGUGGGCUUCUGGAGGGCCUCUCUCGCCUGCCCCGUGUCCUGCAAAUGCAGUGCCUCUAGGAUUUGGUGUACGGAACCUUCUCCUGGCAUCGUGGCAUUUCCGAGGUUGGAACCUAACAGUGUCGACCCAGAGAACAUCACCGAAAUUUUCAUUGCAAAUCAGAAAAGGUUAGAAAUCAUCAAUGAAGAUGACGUUGAAGCUUACGUGGGGCUGAAAAACCUGACAAUUGUGGAUUCCGGAUUAAAAUUUGUGGCUUACAAGGCGUUUCUGAAGAAUGGCAACCUGCGGCACGUUAAUUUCACACGAAACAAGCUGACGAGUUUGUCUAGGAAGCAUUUCCGCCACCUUGACUUGUCUGAGCUGAUCCUGGUGGGCAAUCCGUUCACGUGUUCCUGUGAGAUUAUGUGGAUCAAGACUCUUCAGGAGACUAAAUCCAGCCCCGACACUCAGGAUUUGUACUGCCUCAAUGAAAGCAGCAACAACACCCCCCUGGCAAACCUGCAGAUACCCAAUUGUGGUCUGCCAUCUGCACGGCUGGCUGCUCCGAACCUCACUGUGGAGGAAGGAAAGUCCGUAACGCUUUCCUGCAGCGUGGCCGGUGACCCACUCCCCACGAUGUACUGGGACGUUGGAAAUUUGGUGUCCAAGCACAUGAAUGAAACGAGCCACACUCAGGGCUCCUUAAGGAUAACGAACAUUUCAUCUGAUGACAGUGGAAAGCAAAUCUCUUGUGUGGCAGAAAACCUCGUGGGAGAAGAUCAGGAUUCUGUGAACCUCACUGUGCACUUUGCCCCAACCAUCACAUUUCUGGAAUCUCCCACCUCAGACCAUCACUGGUGUAUCCCGUUCACUGUGAGAGGCAACCCCAAGCCGGCGCUCCAGUGGUUCUAUAACGGGGCGAUCCUGAACGAAUCCAAAUACAUCUGCACUAAGAUACACGUCAGCAAUCACACGGAGUACCACGGCUGCCUCCAGCUGGACAACCCCACCCACAUGAACAAUGGAGACUACACCUUGAUGGCCAAGAACGCCUACGGAAAGGACGAGAGACAGAUUUCCGCCCACUUCAUGGGCCGGCCCGGAGUUGAUUAUGAGACAAACCCAAAUUACCCUGAAGACCUCUAUGAAGACUGGACCGCGGCGACUGACAUUGGGGACACCACGAACAAGAGCAACGAAAUCCCUUCGACAGAUGUUGGUGACCAAACCAAUCGGGAGCACCUCUCGGUCUACGCUGUGGUGGUGAUUGCAUCUGUGGUGGGAUUCUGCCUCCUGGUGAUGCUGCUGCUGCUCAGGUUGGCAAGGCACUCCAAGUUUGGCAUGAAAGGCCCGGCUUCAGUCAUCAGCAAUGACGACGACUCUGCCAGCCCCCUCCACCACAUCUCCAACGGGAGUAACACUCCAUCCUCUUCAGAGGGUGGUCCCGAUGCUGUCAUUAUUGGAAUGACCAAGAUCCCUGUUAUUGAAAACCCCCAGUACUUUGGCAUUACUAACAGUCAGCUCAAGCCAGACACAUUUGUUCAGCACAUCAAGAGACACAACAUUGUUCUGAAGAGGGAGCUUGGUGAAGGAGCCUUUGGAAAAGUUUUCCUAGCAGAGUGCUAUAACCUCUGUCCAGAGCAGGAUAAGAUCCUGGUGGCCGUGAAGACACUGAAGGAUGCCAGCGACAAUGCUCGCAAAGACUUCCAUCGUGAAGCUGAGCUGCUGACCAACCUCCAGCAUGAACAUAUUGUCAAGUUCUACGGUGUCUGUGUGGAGGGCGACCCUCUCAUCAUGGUCUUUGAGUACAUGAAGCAUGGGGACCUCAACAAGUUCCUGAGGGCACACGGACCUGAUGCAGUGCUGAUGGCAGAGGGCAACCCACCCUCUGAGCUGACGCAGUCCCAGAUGCUGCACAUCGCUCAGCAAAUAGCAGCGGGCAUGGUCUACCUGGCGUCCCAACAUUUUGUGCACCGCGACCUGGCCACCCGGAACUGCCUGGUGGGAGAGAACCUGCUGGUGAAAAUCGGGGACUUCGGGAUGUCCCGGGACGUGUACAGCACCGACUAUUAUAGGGUCGGUGGCCACACCAUGCUGCCCAUCCGCUGGAUGCCCCCAGAGAGCAUCAUGUAUAGGAAGUUCACCACCGAGAGUGACGUCUGGAGCCUGGGAGUUGUGUUGUGGGAGAUCUUCACCUAUGGCAAGCAACCCUGGUAUCAGCUAUCAAACAAUGAGGUGAUAGAGUGCAUCACCCAGGGCCGGGUCCUGCAGCGGCCGCGCACUUGCCCCCAGGAGGUGUACGAGCUGAUGCUGGGGUGCUGGCAGCGGGAGCCACACAUGAGAAAGAGCAUCAAAGGCAUCCACACCCUCCUUCAGAACUUGGCCAAGGCAUCUCCUGUCUACCUGGACAUCCUCGGCUAGGGCCUUUCUCCCCACACCGUCCCUCCCAACACAUUCCUCAGACUGGCCGACAGGAUGAACCUCUUAACUGCCGCUGAUGUCGUGACCUCGCUGUCCUGAGCUCUGACAGUAUUCACAGGACAAGGAGCGGCUUCAGGGGAGCAGCGUACACUUCUCCAUCCACCGACAGUAUUAACUCGCUUUUGGCAUUGUCUUUCUCUCUUCUCAUCUCCUUUGGUUUGUUUCUUUCUUCAGCCCUUUCUCCUUUUAUUUUCGGUCUUCCCCUGCUUCACGGUCCUCAGCCUCUCUCCUUGAUCAGUCUGGCUUCUGUGUUCCUGUUACCUGUACAUAGACAAAGGCCUUAACAAACGUAAUUUGUUAUAUCAGCAGACACUCCAGUUUGCCCACCACAACUAACAAUGCCUUGUUGUAUUCCUGCCUUUGAUGUGGAUGAAAAAAAGGGAAAUCAAACAUCAGACUUAAACCGUCACUUCUGAUGUACAGACACGGGGCUUCUGUGGAUUCACU
Psammomys obesus (fat sand rat) is the source of this 3725-nucleotide messenger RNA. RefSeq names its product neurotrophic receptor tyrosine kinase 2 (gene Ntrk2). Lineage: Eukaryota; Metazoa; Chordata; Mammalia; Rodentia; Muridae. Bases 753 to 3218 code for a protein of 821 amino acids. Gene Ontology annotation, cellular component: signaling receptor complex; axon; neuronal cell body. Gene Ontology annotation, biological process: multicellular organism development; trans-synaptic signaling by neuropeptide, modulating synaptic transmission; regulation of phosphatidylinositol 3-kinase/protein kinase B signal transduction. The transcript has 19 exons. Gene Ontology annotation, molecular function: ATP binding; brain-derived neurotrophic factor receptor activity; axon guidance receptor activity. The record is from RefSeq and is a predicted model, not a curated record.